Messenger RNA from Microthlaspi erraticum, 798 nucleotides. NCBI's taxonomy places the organism in Eukaryota, Viridiplantae, Streptophyta, Magnoliopsida, Brassicales, Brassicaceae. The record is from the annotation of a GenBank genome assembly.
AUGGACAAGAUGGUGAGCAAGAUCAAAAGUUUGGAGAAGAAGGUUUCUGGUUCUUCAAGCAAGAAGAAGAAGUCCAAGGCCCCCACAUUCCCUAGGAGUAGAUCACUCCUCACCACUCCAAGGAGGCUCCCUGCCCAAGAGCCUCACAGAGCCUCUUCAUUCGAGCCAAGGGAAGGAGAAGACAACUCGCAGAGAAGGAGGAAGAGCUCCAAGGCCAGACGCUCCAGCUCGACCACCGGACUCGAUCGAUUCGAGCUAGCCAGCUCCACCAAGGCCAAGGGAGCCACACCACUUCGAGAUGAAGAAGAGGAAGAAGAGGAGCCGCAAGCUCGAUCGAGUGAGGAACCCGUUGCAGUGGAGCUCCUGAUGGCCGUCUCCAUCUCCAGACCACGACCUUGCCUCCCAGUUCUUUGGGGGGCACUGAGGUCUUUUGGAGCAUUCUGGAGCAUAUGGGACGUGAGGAGCAUGGAAGGGACUUGGCAUGGACGCAGCUCAACUGGAUACGCAAAGGAAGAAGGAGGAAGCCAUCUUGAAGACCAGCUCGACCAUCUACUCGACCGGCCAAGCUUCAACUCGAUCGAGCUGGAAGUCAAAGCGAUUCUCCACAUGGAAGUGAUGGAAAUCGCUGGAAAAGGUCCACUAAGAGCUCCAAUAUCUCUUGCUCUAGAAAUGAGGAAGGAUAUCAAGAAGAAAUGCUAUAGCCGACCACAACCAUCAUACCUAUGGAGGUUUAAGGAAGGUUUCAAAGGAGGAUCAUACCCAAUCCCAAGGAACAAGGCGAGAACCACCUGGGAAUGA